AUGAUUGAUGAUCAACAAAUCACUAUAGAAGGGAAUGAAUUUCAUUCACCAGCUGCUAUUAAAUCAAUAUUAAAUUUGUUAUUGUUUGACGAGACUGCAGUUGAUGACGUGGCUGAUGUACCGGUUAAUGAUGAUAACGAUCUCGGUGAUUUGUUAUUAUUUGUCGAACUAUUACCGCUUAAAUUAUGUGUUAAACUAUGUCGUCUUAAGUCACAAUUACGUCGAAAGACUUUCCCGCAGGAGCAGUGA
Molecule: messenger RNA, 249 nt
Organism: Clunio marinus
Lineage: Eukaryota; Metazoa; Arthropoda; Insecta; Diptera; Chironomidae
Source: the annotation of a GenBank genome assembly